Messenger RNA from Raphanus sativus (radish), 801 nucleotides. RefSeq lists its product as uncharacterized. Bases 109 to 675 code for a protein of 188 amino acids. The record is from RefSeq and is a predicted model, not a curated record. The transcript has 3 exons. NCBI's taxonomy places the organism in Eukaryota, Viridiplantae, Streptophyta, Magnoliopsida, Brassicales, Brassicaceae.
GUAAAUUCAUUUGAGUGGAGAGGAAGAAAAACAUAAACAUUAGCGAAGAAGAAGUCUCUUUUUUUUUGUUUUGUUUUGAUCGGAGCCUCGUAGGAAUCGAAAAUCGCGAUGAGUGAAGAAGGAGGUCCCAAGCUUUUCACCAACAAACCCAAAAAGAAGGAUAUCAUCGCUCAGCUGAGGCACGUCGAAGCCAACGGAGCCGCCGCUGUUCCUCCGUCGAAUCCCGCUGCAGCAGCGGCGGCUUCGUAUACGAUGGGCGGUGGUUCUGCUCCUCCACCUCUUCCGCCUCCCAAGGAAUCAUUCGCUCGGAGGUACAAAUAUAUGUGGCCGCUUCUUCUCACCGUCAAUCUCGCCGUCGGAGGUUACCUUUUCUUUAGGACUAAGAAGAAGGACAUAGAGCCUGCAAGUGAAGAGAUUGCUGCUAAAUCAGAUUCAGUCUCGGCUCCUGUUACCAUUGAAAAGCCUGUGUCUUCUGCAAUGGUUGCAGUUGCUGAGCCAGUGGUGGUCAAGGCACGUGAGCCAAUACCGGAGAAGCAGCAACGUGAGCUCUUCAAAUGGAUGUUGGAGGAGAAAAGGAAAGUAAAACCGCAAAACGCUGAAGAGAAGAAGAGGAUUGAUGAAGAAAAAGCGAUUCUGAAACAAUUCAUAGCAUCCAAAACCAUUCCUACACUCUGAUUAAAUUUCAGUCUCUGUUGAUUUUGGUUUUAGUUAUUUUUGUGGAUGUUUUGCUUUUUUUGGAGGAAAAGAAUGAUCAGUUUGAAUAUUUAAACCAGUAACUUUUGAAUCUCAUCCUUUUCAUUA